This is a messenger RNA of Tribolium castaneum (red flour beetle), 740 nucleotides long. RefSeq lists its product as uncharacterized. The transcript has 2 exons. The record is from RefSeq and is a predicted model, not a curated record. Gene Ontology annotation, cellular component: membrane. The coding region runs from base 37 to 627 and encodes 196 amino acids. Lineage: Eukaryota; Metazoa; Arthropoda; Insecta; Coleoptera; Tenebrionidae.
AUCAUUCCACACUGACUCCUAGUGCGAUAAAUCACGAUGAGACUGCUCGUAGUUUGUGUUUUAAGCAUCGCAGCUUUCGCUGGUGCUGAAGAGGAUUUCAGUUUCUCAGACUACAUCCAAGUGACGAAAAACGGCAAUGAAAUCACCACCGGCAGAAGUGAUGAUUCGUUCGAAACCACCGUUGAAGAAUACAUGAAAAGUCACGAUGUCACUCUGAAUCUUCCAGUGAUUGGCUCAACUUUGAGUUUCACAGGACGAAACUUGGAUCAGGAUGAAGUCGAUGUUAAGUUUAAGUUCAACACCGGAAGUCAAGUUGAAGCUCGCAAGAAAUCCAAACUGAAGAAAAUCUUCGUCCCCAUCUUUAUCUUCAUUCUUAUUAAAGCCAUGGUGAUGAUACCGUUAGCUCUCGGUAUUCUCGCGAUCAAGACGUGGAAUGCUUUGCAAUUAUCCUUCGUUUCGUUUGUUGUGGCUUUGGCUUUGGGUGUUUGGCAGUUGUGCAAGAAAAUCUCGGGUGAUAAUGCGCAUCCACAAAUUGUUGCAGCUCACAGUCCAUGGGAGGCUCCAGUUGCUCGAGCUUUGGGAGAAGAGGCACAGAAAAUGGCCUAUGCGGCUUAUGCGCCUUUGUAAAGUGUGUGAUAUUGUUGUUAUUUAUUGAGCGUUUGUGAAUAUUAUUUAAUAAAAAUUUUAUUAAAAAAAUGGUUUUGUGAGACUUGUCCGCAAUAAAACACGCGUUGAGUGUG